This is a messenger RNA of Sardina pilchardus (European sardine), 663 nucleotides long. It is a transcript of the gene myl10, whose product is annotated as myosin, light chain 10, regulatory. The transcript has 7 exons. The record is from RefSeq and is a predicted model, not a curated record. Gene Ontology annotation, molecular function: calcium ion binding. Gene Ontology annotation, cellular component: mitochondrion; cytoplasm. NCBI's taxonomy places the organism in Eukaryota, Metazoa, Chordata, Actinopteri, Clupeiformes, Clupeidae. Bases 73 to 582 code for a protein of 169 amino acids.
AGGGAGACUGGUCCAGAGCGAUCUCUCUCGGGCAUCUCUCGUUUGGGGAGCGGAAACUGGACUACUACAAAGAUGGCACCAAAGCGAGCCAAGAAGAAGGCAACAGAAGGCAGCUCCAAUGUGUUCAGCAUGUUUGAGCAAUCCCAGAUCCAGGAGUUCAAGGAGGCCUUCACCAUCAUGGACCAGAACAGAGAUGGCGUCAUUGACAAGAGCGACCUGAGGGACACUUAUGCUGCUCUUGGCCGUCUGAAUGUGGGCAACGACGAGCUUGACGAGAUGGUGAAAGAGGCGUCGGGACCCAUCAACUUCACCGUGUUCCUCACCAUGUUUGGAGAGAAGUUAAAAGGCACCGACCCAGAGGAGACCAUUCUCAACGCUUUUAAGGUCUUUGAUCCAGAGGCCACCGGUAUUAUCAAAGGAGAAGAAAUCAAGUAUUUCCUGAUGUCUCAAGCUGACAAGUUCACAGAUGCUGAGAUCACUCAAAUGUUUGAAAACUUCCCCCUGGAUGUCGCUGGAAAUCUGGACUACAAGAACUUGUGCUAUGUCAUCACCCACGGAGAGGACAAGGAGGAUAAAGAGUAACGCCCACCCUGGAUCGCCACCUCCCGCUACCCUCCACCGCCACCUCCUUCCCCACACAAUAAAACUGUUAUCUAAAACAAA